AUGGCACCUGCGCGCAUCGAUAUUGCAAGUGCUGAAGACGAGCUGAGUCGUAGACGAGAGAGAGGCCGUCGUUCACAGGCUGCCUUUCGCAAACGCCAAGCUCACGCCGCUCAAACUUUGUCAGAUCAGAAUCGUCGUCUCAUAGAGGGAGUUCAGAAAGCUGUUGAUGCAGUGCACGGCGAUGAGCGAAAAGAAAUUCUCGACGCCAUCGCCAACUUGGCCAAUAUUGCUGGCCUCGAAACCAAAGACAGCCCGUUGCAAGACACAGUGCCACUUUCGGGAGAGGAGGAUAUCACAGUCGAUGUCUUGAGUGGUAAUUUCACUCACAACGCCAAGAGUUCAACUGGUACUUUCACGCAAGUCUCCAACCCGACACCACAACGUCUUGAUUGCGGCAUAUGGCUCGACCCAAUGCAUUACAGACGCGUCUCACUCCCACCGCAAGAUAUCAUACCCUACCUAGGGCCCGGUUCAAAGACCUUUGCUGGCCUGCUCUUUUGGUCUGUAAUGGACCACAGUCUGAACGGUUGCAAGCAUCCACAUGCAGAAGCCUCCACGGUUAUCAAGACCGGGCUGGGCCAUUCGACAGCAACCCAGGACGUCAAGAUGUCUUUUAUCAGACGCAUGGUUGAGGCAAGAUUGGAGUUCAAGAAAACUGGUUCCAUUAGCGCAGAGCAUGCCUCUGCGGCAGAAAACGACCUAGGCAUGGUCUUGCGUAACCUUGUUGAAACCGAUUAUCGGGCCAGGGGGAAGGACCCCGACCUGUGGCUAUCCUGUGUCGCCAUCGAACAGCGCGUGAGGAGUAUUGCUGGUAACAGUGCAUUUCUUGUUCUUGAGAAGGCAGCGCGAGACGAGGGCGAGAGCGACUUGCGAGAGGCACUGAGCCGGGUAAAAUGCAGGCUGUCCGACACAGGGGUUUGCUUUGGGGAUGGGCCUCGUUGGAAUGUCGAUGUGGUUGAUGGUUUGUUCCUCGAUCCUAUUCUUCAGGCGAUGGGGAAGAUUUAA
This is a messenger RNA of Fusarium keratoplasticum, 1005 nucleotides long. RefSeq lists its product as uncharacterized. The coding region runs from base 1 to 1005 and encodes 334 amino acids. The record is from RefSeq and is a predicted model, not a curated record. The transcript has 2 exons. NCBI's taxonomy places the organism in Eukaryota, Fungi, Ascomycota, Sordariomycetes, Hypocreales, Nectriaceae.